AAUCGAAAUGGACAGGUAUAAAAUAAGGUGAGACAGAAGCAAAACUUAUUGUGAGGACAGAAACUGAUGAACUGCAAUGUUCAAAUCAGGAUCAACUAGCGUUCUGUUGCUGACUCUCCUUUUUGAGAGUGGAAACUUCUUAAUAAUGAAGAGAGGGUUUGCUGCUGGCCGUACAAAUGUCACUGUGCGGUGUCCUAAGCCUACAAGUUGUAAUGUGGACGGCUUCGAAAAGCAUUGGUACAAAAUGGACAAUUACUGUGUCAGAUACUACAACCAGCCUCUUAACUUCAGUGAUGCUGAGUUCAGCUGUCGGGAGAAAGCCCCUGGUGCACACCUGGUGUCAGUGCAUAAUAAAAAGCAUAAUGAGAUCUUGCUCGACAUUGUGAAAAAAUUCAACCCAAACAACCUGCGCAUCUGGCUUGGAGCCUUUGAAUUAUUUCAGUCUGGUAAAUUUCUUUGGCUUGAUGGAUCCUUCUGGGACUAUGAAAUUUGGACAACUGGUGAGCCCACCAACAUAUACAAUAGCAAAGAGGAAUGCCUGGAGAUGAACUGGAAAGAGACUGGUAGAUGGAAUGAUGACGCUUGUUCUUACAAGAAAAACUACAUAUGUGCCUUCAAAAUACCAUCUUGAAACCAGGCCCUGAGAAGAUGGAGUUUUAUCUGGGUAUCAUCCCAUUAAACUUUCUGAAUAAAAUUAUUUUCUCUGCAUCAACAAAAAACUUACAACAAAAAAAAAUCUCAAAUAAUAUAAAACAUAAAAAAAUCUAAAACAAUUCUUCGGAUAGCUUGAAAAUGAUAAUAAAAAGAAUUUACAAUCAAAAUUAUUAGAUGAUUUUGUUUUUUUAUUGUUUGUCUGAUUAUAAUGACCAUAAAUAUUAAGGAGACCAGAUUUCUGAAAUGGAAACUGGGGAUAGUUAGUCAAAAUGCCAUUUAAAUCUCUGUUUGUGAACCCCUUGCAGAAUCUGUGAAAAUGGGAAUAAUUAAAAAAAAUAAGAGAGAUCAUAGAAA
Labeo rohita (rohu) is the source of this 1008-nucleotide messenger RNA. RefSeq names its product lectin-like. Gene Ontology annotation, molecular function: signaling receptor activity. The coding region runs from base 77 to 631 and encodes 184 amino acids. The record is from RefSeq and is a predicted model, not a curated record. Lineage: Eukaryota; Metazoa; Chordata; Actinopteri; Cypriniformes; Cyprinidae. The transcript is spliced from 6 exons.